AUGGCCCAAGAUAAUGACAGAUCCAACUUUUGGGCACAAAUUAGUCAUAAAGACUGGAACGAAACAGCAGACAAAAUUGUCCAGUCAAUUUGGCGACCUGUCUUGGGUGGUAUUGUGGUGGGCGUACCUACUCUUUACUUGGUGUCAAAACUCUUGAUCGGAACACGUUAUAAAACAGCGGCUCAUAUUCCUCCUGAAGCAUUCGACAGAGCACAAAAGAUAAGGGGUAAAGUGGUUGCUGUGGGCGACAGCGAUAACUUUCGAAUGUACCAUACACCUGGAUUUGGAUGGGGUUGGAUACGCAAUAUACCCAAGACUAAGAAAGAACUACAGAAUCAGACUAUCUCUGUUCGAAUCGCAGGAGUAGAUGCACCUGAAGGAUCUCAUUUUGGCAUGCCUGCUCAGCCUUAUUCUAAAGAAGCCAAGGCAUUUUUGACAGACUUAGUACUGAAUAGACGAGUACAACUUCAGCUACUAAGUCGAGAUCAGUAUGGUCGAGUGGUGGGCAUGGCUAGUGUAAGAAAGCCUCCCUUCUUUCUUAGAAAGAAUGUCUCUGCAGAAAUGCUUAAAGCUGGCCUAGCUAGUAUUUAUACUGCUAAAGGGGCACAAUAUGCCGGUAUGCUAGAUCAGCUAAAGAGCUAUGAAGCAAGAGCCAAGUAA
Messenger RNA from Gilbertella persicaria, 660 nucleotides. RefSeq lists its product as uncharacterized. Lineage: Eukaryota; Fungi; Mucoromycota; Mucoromycetes; Mucorales; Choanephoraceae. The transcript has a single exon. Gene Ontology annotation, cellular component: cytoplasm; mitochondrion. The record is from RefSeq and is a predicted model, not a curated record. The coding region runs from base 1 to 660 and encodes 219 amino acids.